UUGGCAUCCGGAUGCGCAGGAUAUGUCGGUGCACAUCCGUCGUAUCGGUAAUACACAUCAGUUUCACGAUACGAAUUCAGCGCUUAAUGACAUAAUGUCGCCGGUUCUUGCCGUUCCUCUGUUUGUUGUUGUAGUAGCCGCACUGAUGGAAGGAGGACACAGUCAGGACAGUGGAGGUGACGAGGACCAGAGACCUGAACCUCCCGGCUUGCCAGGACUUCCGUUUCCUGGAAUCGGAGGAGCAACAGGCGUACAAGGAGUGUUAGGUCUCCCAGGACUUCCCGUAGAGUCAGGGGAGACAUUCAGCAACUUUGGUGAUGCGAGUGCAGGAUCUCCUGGAAGUUCUGGAUCAUCAGACUGAUCAGGUUACGAUGAAGUGGCUUCUUCCGACCAGAAGCAGCACCAGCAGCGCAGCCUCUGCUCCUAUUCAAGUUUUGUAGUACCAUAUCUGUAGUCAGACUCAUGUUUUUGGAACAUUUCUAUAAUUUGGCACAGUGUGCGUCAUUUAAUUAUUCAGUGAACAAUCGCCUAAUAAAUCUGUAUACA
Messenger RNA from Ornithodoros turicata, 546 nucleotides. RefSeq names its product macrophage receptor MARCO-like. NCBI's taxonomy places the organism in Eukaryota, Metazoa, Arthropoda, Arachnida, Ixodida, Argasidae. The record is from RefSeq and is a predicted model, not a curated record. The transcript has 5 exons. Bases 23 to 361 code for a protein of 112 amino acids.